Sitodiplosis mosellana (orange wheat blossom midge) is the source of this 3597-nucleotide messenger RNA. RefSeq lists its product as uncharacterized. Lineage: Eukaryota; Metazoa; Arthropoda; Insecta; Diptera; Cecidomyiidae. The transcript has 4 exons. Bases 2605 to 3597 code for a protein of 330 amino acids. The record is from RefSeq and is a predicted model, not a curated record.
CGGCCAAAUUAACUUGCUCAAUGGUGAUAUUUUUAUCAUCAAUUACAUUGCUCUGGAUUGUAAUGUUAUUGCUGACGGUGGCUAUCCCAUCCGAAAGAGGUUUCGACAUCAGAAAUCGUAUUAUCAUUAGAUUUAUAUGAUAUGAUGUGUACAGCAAUGUUAACAGACCUACGAUGAUCAGCACAUGAUAACGCUGAACAAAAUUGAAUUCAACAAAUAUUUUCAUUAAAAUAGGCAAACCACAAUUGUAAAAAAAACAAGAAUAGACUUACCACAGUCGCAAAAGUCAUUCGCAGUGGCCUCAUCUUACACCUCAAACUUUUGCUUCAAUUCAAACUGAGAUCACACUGGUUAAUAGAAUAUUUUUCGUCUCUCAUACCGUUUGAUAAAAAUUGCUUCGUCUGUAUACCAAAUUCGUUUUUGACACAGCUGUUCAAAGAACCGCGUAUGUUUGGCGCUGGGCGUAUUGAACUUUAUAGCUCGCAUAUUCUAAUGACGUAGCACCAAUUAAAUGCUACGAUCACACAUGUCACCAAUGAAUUAUUUUUCUCUGACAAUUUUUUUUGCGAUGAAAUGUGUUUUGAAUUUCAAAACAAUUCUUCGAAGUUAUGGAAAAAUAUAUUUCCAAAUCAUCAAAUCAUUUACCAAUGAGUAAAUUAAAGUCUUACCGAAGUCAUGAUAAUUUCACAAAAUAGUAGAAUAAUUCGAUGGAAAACACGAAAGACGGAAAAAAAACAACAAAUGAUAGUCCAUUUAUUUGGAAUUUUUGUACUUAACUGUUACCAACGUCAGAUCAAAUUAGAUGGAAUUUUUUCUUUUCUGCUAAAGUCAAGAACAAUAUCGAUGAAAUAGGAAAAAGAUAAGAAAAAGGACGUCAUCUGAUCAUGGAAAAAUAUCGCUUAUUUUCUACAAUGGAUGUUCUCCCAUGAUAUGCAUAAAAUCGAAUAAAAAAUCUGUACUGGAUCAGAAAACAGUUUAGUCGAUUGGAAGAUCUGAAACGUACAAAAAAUUUAUAACAAUUUGAUAAAUUCGACUGGAGUAGGUAGUGGCUCUUCGUUAGAGAUGACCAUCAGAAUAAAACAGGGAAUCAAUCGAUGACAUGUUUUGCCGCAUUUAUAAAUGAUCUUCCAGUACACAUAUCCGUUGCUAUGCUUGAAAACUUUGCUGAUGUUAUCAAAGCAUACCAUAUGGUUAAGAACAUGACGAUUUUUCGUGUUAUGUAUAGAGACUUUGUAUAAUAAUAGAAAACUUAUUCAAUUCAAUAAACAAUAGCGACGAGCUUAGAAUUGCAAUCGAACAUUGCGUUGAGUAAAUGUCCUAUCUAUCAAAAUCAGAUAAAUUCAACCCACAAACUGAGGCCCUAAAUGAAUUUCUAUGUUUCUGUUAACGUGGGAUGUAUUAUAUAUGCAGAAUACAAUACAAUAAAUUCAUCAAGAAAAUGUUUCUGUAAUUUAACCGAAAAUGACAUUUUCAAAUAAAUUAAUGAAAGAAUCAUUUUAAAUCAUCUUUUUGCUGACCAAAAAAAAAAAACAGAUUUGUAGUUCGACGUUUCAUGUAGUGCUGAAAACAAGUACAAAGGAGAUAGUCGUCAAUUGUGAAAAAAAACUGUAAUUGAAUGGCGUCAUAAGAGUGUUCCCAUCGUGUGAAAUGAAAAUAAAUUAUUUAUUUAUUUCCAUUAUAAAAUAGGAAUUGUGAGAUCUAUUAACGGCUCAUAAAUGAGUAUGAUUCAACUUUCAAAAGAAUAACAAUGUCCCAAAAUAAGUGGAAAAGUAGAGAAUUAUUGAGCGCUUCAGACUGAAUCGAUUUAUGAGCUUUUCAUAUGAAAAUCACUUCAAAUCGAAGCUGAUGAUUGACCAAGCGGUAGCCCAUUACUAAGCCAUUAUUUUUGGUUAUACGAUAAUGUUGUUCACCACAAUAGCACCAGCAAUGUCACAUUCAAGUUACUUUGAAUGGAUUUGAAUUGACGCCACUGCGUGAGAAAAUUAUUUCAAAACGUUGGUCAUUUAGGCCGUUGAAAUGAUUUCAGCUUCUGAUUUCACAAUCUACGUCUCGUAUAUUGGUUCCUUGUAUUUUUUUUUUGUGCGUGUUAGAACAAUGGACAGAAGGGUGGAUAAUGAGAGGGGUGAGAAAACAAUCACACCCAUUGAUUGCAGUCACUAUUUGGAUCCGAGUUCAAAUUCGUCAAUAAGCCAGACAUUGAAUAGAUUUCGAUUCAUCAAUCAAAAUGUCUUGCACCAAAUGUCGGUGGUGAACUUUUCGGCCGAACAAUAGCUAAAUUUGCCGUAAUUUCCUUGUAAUAAACUAUUUCAUUUCACAGUAAUUGUUUGACUUUUUAGACGACAUCGUAUUAAACUUUUCCGCAUCAAAGGAAAUUGUUUCCGCUUUUAUUCAGAUUGUUUCGUGUAAGCCACAGUGUUUUCUCUCUAUUCAUGUAACAGUUUUGGAAAAUGUUGAGGGUUCAUGAAAUUAUAAUGAGCCAUCAAUUUAGUAGCGAGGUAGAAGAUCGAGUCUCACUUCAAGCGAUCCAAUAGGCAUCCGCGACAGUGUUUUCGAUCAGUAUCGUGUUAAAGGCCAUCGAAAGUGUUUCUGAGGCAAUCAUCAGCCAUGGAACCGCUUAAGACAAACGUUAAAAUUUGUGUUUUACUUGGCCUUUUUGCCAUUUCCGAUCGUUUUAAAGCUAAAUCCUAUGCAUUUUUGUCCAAUUUUUUGCCGACGUCGAAUACUGUGUUCCUUGUUUCAAUUUCGGGUGCAUACUUUUUCAAGAACGUGUCCGAUAUCGAGAAAGCUACCUACGCUUUUUACGUGCUUGCCGCCGGAUUGAUUAGUCUCGCCUGGAAUGGAAUCGUUCUGAAACAACAAACUCCAUUAGAAGUGAUGCUCCUGGAACUCCAGCGAAUUGUUGUGAAACGCAUCAACAAUAGAAGUGGUUUCCAAUAUGAAAAAGUCGAGUCAAACAUUCAGAUCUUUACGACCAGAUACAACAUGGUUUUCACAUGUGCAGUCGUUGCUUCAAUGAUUGUGAUGCCCGUUUUGGUAGCGGCUUUCCACUACAUCGACGGAAACUAUAAUUACAAUUCAUGGUAUUUACCACUUGUUACAAUAACGCCAUACAAUCAAAACGCUACAAUCGAUCAUGUUUUCAGUCAUAUAAUUCAAACCACUGGUAUUGCAUCUUUGGUCUCUUAUCUGUGUGCUAUCACGAUGACAUAUUUCGGCGUUUGUUCCUACAUCGAAGCCCUGUUCACCGAUUUAGCUCAGAAGUGCAAGAAAAAUGAUGACGAAUUCAUGUUGAAAUUGAUACUGUCACAGCAAAAGACACUGGAAGCGACAAUCAAAUUGAAGGACAAUUUCGUUGCGUUAAUCGAACUGCAUAAUACACUUCUUAAAGUCAACGAACAGAGGGAUCUCGGUGUACUCAUAGACUCAAAAAUGAAUUUCAUCGACCACAUUAAUGCCAUCACUGCUAAAGUGGCAUCAACCUUGGAUUUUAUCAAGCGAUUUUGCUAUGACUUCAGAGAUAUUUACACACUCAAGUCACUCUACUAUGAUUUGGUUCAAUCGGUACUGGAGUAUUGCAGUGUGGCUCCCGUUCUAUGA